Misgurnus anguillicaudatus (oriental weatherfish) is the source of this 3821-nucleotide messenger RNA. The record is from RefSeq and is a predicted model, not a curated record. NCBI's taxonomy places the organism in Eukaryota, Metazoa, Chordata, Actinopteri, Cypriniformes, Cobitidae.
AGAGUCUUGUCUCUGUGUAUUUUAGUGUUAAGACGAUGCGGGACACAACAGUGUGUGACAGUAAACAGAGCUUACAGGAGGAUCAAACCUCCACAGAGUCUCUGGAUUCUGUCUGUAACGCUGAAGAACAGCAGCAGAUCCUGCAGACCAAACUGAAGAUGUGUUCAGUUAAACUCAUCGACUGCACGAACCUCAUGAUGAAGAUUAAAACUGAACCCACAGAAAUGAAAACUGAACCCACAGAAAUGAAAACUGAACCCACAGAAAUCGAAACUGAACCCACAGAAAUGAAAACCGAACCUACAGAAAUCAAAACUGACACCACAGAAGAGGAAGAUCGCACUGAGGAAGAUGAUGAUUUUAUUCCAUCAGAUGUGAAGAGUGAUUCAUGUUUGGAUAUAGAAAUAACGUCCUCAACAUCAAAAGAGCGACUGACAGCACAAACUCUUUCCUGCAUCACCUGUGGAAAGACAUUCAGCUCACAGAGACUUUUAGAGAGACAUGAGAGAAAACACACAGAACAGAAACUCUUCACCAGAUCUGAGAUCAGCUUUACUACCUUACAAGAGAAGAAACUUCAUUCAGAAGACCACAGAGAGAAGAAGAAGAAGAAGCAGUUUCACUGUGAGCAGUGUGGGAAGAUUUUUGGCUCUUCCUCUAAUCUAAAUGUUCACAUGAGGACACACAGUGGUGAAAAGCCUUUCAACUGCACUGAAUGUGGAAAUUCCUUCAAAACCAAACAACAUCUUAAAAUUCAUCAGAGAGUUCACACUGGAGAAAAACCUUACGAGUGUCCUCACUGUGAGAAGAGAUUUAGCUGUAAAUAUAAUCUGAAGAGACAUGUGCUUUCACACACCAAUGAGAGACCGUAUCAGUGCAGUGAAUGUGACAAAACCUUUAGGGAUUCAGGUUCAUUAAAAAAACACCAGAAUACUCACAUUAAAGAGAAACUCUAUCAGUGUUCACACUGUGAGAAACGUUUCCGUCAUGAAUAUCAGCUGAUAGUCCAUCAGAGAAUUCACACUGGAGAGAAACCUUACGUCUGCUCUCACUGUGGAAAGAGCUUCACUAGUUCAUCUAAAUUCAGAGUUCAUCAAAGAGUUCAUACUGGAGAGAAACCUUAUCUCUGUAGUGUAUGUGGGAAGAGUUUUAGUCAAGGGUCUUCAUUACUAAAGCACAAGAGAAUUCAUACAGGUGAAAAACCUUUCAAAUGCUCUCAGUGUGACAUGACGUUUUCUUAUUCAGGUCACUUCAAAGUCCAUCAGAGAGUUCACACUGGAGAGAAACCUUACGCUUGCUCUCACUGUCGAAAGAGCUUCACUAGUUCAUCUAAAUUAAUAGUUCAUCAGAGAGUUCAUACUGGAGAGAAACCUUAUCACUGUAGUGUCUGUGGGAAGAGUUUUAGUGAACAAACUACAUUACUAUGUCACAAGAGAAUUCAUACAGGUGAAAAACCUUACAAAUGCUCUCAGUGUGACAAGACGUUUGCUCAGUCAAGUUCCUUAAAAUACCAUCAGAGAGUUCAUACUGGAGAGAAACCUUAUCACUGUAGUGUCUGUGGGAAGAGUUUUAGUCAUGGGUCUUCAUUACUAAAGCACAAGAGGAUUCAUAUAUGCAAUCCACCGUGCCAUUUGCCGUUGCCAGUUAUAGGUCUCAUCACUGUAGUGUGUAUAGGCCAAACAAGAAGCCAUAUCUAAACAUGCCUCAAAAGUGCAUGCGUUUUCUUUGGGCCAAGGCUCAUUUAAAAUGGACUUUGGCAAAGUGGAAAACUGUUCUGUGGUCAGACGAAUCAAAAUUUGAAGUUCUUUUUGGAAAACUGGGACGCAAUUUCAUCUGGACUAAAGAGGACAAGGACAUCCCAAGUUGUUAUUAGCGCUCAUUUAAGAAGCCUGCAUUUCUGAUGGUUUGGGGUUUGCAUGAGUGCGUGUGGCAUGGGCAGCUUACACAUCUGGAAAGGCACCAUCAAUGCUGAAAGGUUUAUCCAAGUUGUAGAGCAACAUAUGCUCCCAUUCAGACGUUGUCUCUUUAGGGAUAACCUUGCAUUUUCCAACAUGACAAUGCCAGACCACAUACUGCAACUAUUACAACAUUAAGACUGCGUAGAAGAAGGAUCUGAAUACUGAAAUGGCCAGCCUGCAGUCCAGAUCUUUCACCCACAGAAAACAUUUGGCACAUCAUAAAGAGGAAGAUGCAACAAAGAUCUCAGACAGUUCAGCAACUAGAAGCCUAUUUUAGACAUUGGUCCUCCUCCAGCUGUUCAUUAUAUGUACAUUUAACUUUCUGGCCUCUUAUUGCUACCUCUCCCAACUUUUUUUGGAAUGUGUAGCUCUCAUGAAAUCCAAAAUGAGAAAAUAUUUGGCAUGACAUUUCAAAAUGUAUCACUUUCAACAUUUGAUAUGUUAUCUUUAUUCUAUUGUAAAUAAAAUAUAAGUUUAUGAGAUUUGUAAAUUAUUCUAUUCCUUUUUAACGCCCAAUUUCUACAGUGUCCCAACUUUUUCUGAUUUAGAGUUGUACGACAACGCCCUCACAGCAGUAGGCAGCGCAAAUAUAACGACAUGCCUAUAAUCCCUCCCACUCUAAAGUAAAACUAACUUGAUGGAAAAGUUAACCAAGCCAAAGUGAAGUGAGCUGACCCGACCUGACUCACAAAUCAGUGCGGCUCUGAAGGCCUGGUAGAGUAAUAAUUUUAAUGAGAAAUCAUUUGUAUUGUGUACAGUCGUGGCUCGACAGUCGAGGCGAGCUUGCUGAGGAAUGGCAGCAGGCAGGUGUGAGCGCAUCUGCACGCACAGUGAGGCGAAGACUUUUGGAAGAUGGCCUGGUGUCAAGAAGGGCAGAAAAGAAGCCACUUCUCUCCAAAAAAACCCAUCAGGGACAGCUUAAUCAUCUGCAGAAAGUAUAGUGAAUGGACUGCUGAGGACUGGGGCAAAGUCAUAUUCUCAGAUGAAGCCCCUUUCCGUCUGUUUGGGGCAUCUGGAAAAAGGCUUGUCAGGAGAAGAAAAGGUGAGCGCUACCAUCAGUCCUGUGUCAUGCCAACAGUAAAGCAUCCUAAAACCAUUCAUGUGUGGGGUUGUUUCUCAUUCAAGGGAGUAGGCUCACUCACAAUUCUGCCCAAAAACACAGCCAUGAAUAAAAAAUGGUACCAAAAUACCCUCCAACAGCAACUUCUUCCAACAAUCCAACAACAGUUUGGUGAGAACAAUGCAUUUUCCAGCACGAUGGAGCACCGUGCCAUAAGGCAAAAGUGAUAACUAAGUGGCUCUGGGAUCAGAACAUUGAAAUUUUGGGUCCAUGGUCUGGAAACUCCCCAGAUCUUAAUUCCAUUGAGAACUUGUGGUCAAUCCUCAAGAGGCGGGUGGACAAACAAAAACCCACUAAUUCUGACAAACUCCAAGAAGUUAUUAUGAAAGAAUGAGUUGCUAUCUGUCAGGAUUUGGCGCAGAAGUUGAUUAAGAGCAUGCCCAGUCGAAUUGCAGAGGUCCUGAAAAAGAAUGGCCAACACUGCAAAUACUGACUCUUUGCGUAAUAUCAUGUAAUUGUCCAUAAAAGCCUUGAAACAAAGAUAUAAAAGUAGUUUAGCAGCAAACUUUGUGAAAACUAAUAUUAAUGUAUGUCUCAAAACUUUUGGCCACAACACUACAUUUCCAACACAGACAGUAGUGUCUGUGGGAAGAGUUAAUCAACAGUCAAACUUUGUAAAGCACCAGGGACCUCAAUAAGGUUAUGACACCAAAAAUAGCUUUAAAUAUUAUUAAAUAGUAACUAAACCCCAAACCAACUUUUUCAGACAAUGAUAUGUAAGUAUGGGGCUUUACUAGUGCUGU